GGUGCGGUGGCUCACGCUUGUAAUCCCAUCGCUGUGGGAGGGAGGCCGAGGCAGGCGGAUCACUUGAGGUCAGGAAUUUGAGACCAGCCUGGCUAACAUGGUGAAACUCUGACUCUACCAAAAAUAAAAAUACAAAAAAUUAGCUGGGCCUGUUGGCACAUACUUGUAAUCCCAGCUACUUGGGAGGCUGAGGCAGGAGAAAUGCUUGAACCUGGGAAGUGGAAGUUGCAGUGAGCCGAGAUUGUGUCACUGCACUCCAGCCUGAGUGACAGCGAGACGCCGUCUCAAGAAGAGAAAAAAAAAAGAUUGUAGUGGAGCCGAAGAGUUCCUGUUGCCCAGGAUACCCUAAAAUUCCUGUUGCCCAGGACAUCCUAAAACUCUAGCAAUAGGCGUUAUGUGUCCUGCUCAGGUAAACAAACCUACUCUGCUAUCAGUUGUAUAAAAGUUUAGCACAUACAGUUAUGUGCAGUACCUAAUGCUUGAUAAUGAUAAUAAACUCCUAUGUUACUGGUGUAUGUCAUUACUCUUCUGUACUAUACUUUUUUACCUUUAUUGUAGAGUGUACUCGUACUUAUUUAAAAAAAAGUUAACUGUAAAACAGUCUCAGGCAGGCCCUUCAGGAGGCGUCUAGAAGACACUAUUACCAUAGGAGAUGACAGCUCCAUGCAUGUUAGUGCCUCUGAAGAUCUUCUAGGGGACAAGAAGUGGAGGUGGAAGACAAUGAUACGGGUGAUUCUGACUCUGUGUGGGCCUCGGUUAAUGUGUGUGUUUGUGUUUUAGUUAAUUUUUUUUUUUUUUGUAGAGAUGAGGUCUUCCUAUGUUGCCCAAGCCAGGCUGAAGUCAUCCUCCUGCCUUGGCCUCCCAAAGGGCUGGGAUUACAGGCGUGAGCCACAGUGCUUGGCCAGUGUGUCUUAGUUUUAUUUAUUUUUAUUUUUAUUUUUUGAGACGGAGUCUCACUCUGUUGCCCAGGCUGGAGUGCAGUGGCGUGAUCUUGGCUCACUGCAACCUCUGCCUCCUGGGUUGGAGCAAUUCUCCUGCCUCAGCUCCUGAGUAGCUGGGAUUACAGGUGUGCACCACCACGCCCAGCUAAUUUUUUUAUUUUUAGUAGAGGUGGGGUUUUGCCGUGUUGGCUAGGCUGGUCUUGAACUCCUGAUCUCAGGUGAUCCACUCACCUUGGCCUCCCAGAGUGUUGGGAUUACAGGCGUGAGCCACCGCGCCUGGCUAGUGUAUCUUAGUUUUUAACAAAAAAGUGUAAGAAGUUAAAAUUUUUUUUUUUGAGAUGGAGUUUUGCUCUUGUUCCCCAGGCUGGAGUGCAGUGGUGCAAUCUCGGCUCACUGCAACCUCCGCCUCCCAGCUUCAAGCGAUUUUCCUGCCUCAGCCUCCUGAGUAGCUGGGAUUACAGACACCUGCCACCACACCUGGCUAACUUUUCUGUAUUUUUAGUAGAGACAAGGUUUCACCAUGUUGGCCAGGCUGGUCUUAAACUCCUGACCUCAGGUGAUCCAUCCGCCUUGGCCUCCCAAAGUGCUGGGAUUACAGGCGGGAGUCACCGUGCCUGGCCUUAGAUGGUGUGGCCUAUGUGUACAGUGUUUAUAAAGCCUACAGUAGUGUAUAGUAAUGUCCUAGGCCUUCACAUUCAUUCACUACUCACUCACCCAGAGCAACUUCCAGUUCCAGCCCUGCAAGCUCCAUUCAUGGCAGUUCCGGCGAGGGGGGAGCCUCAGCAGGAUUGCUGUGUGAAAACCGAGCUGCUGGGAGAAGAGACACCUAUGGCUGCCGAUGAAGGCUCAGCAGAGAAACAGGCAGGAGAGGCCCACAUGGCUGCGGACGGUGAGACCAACGGGUCUUGUGAAAACAGCGAUGCCAGCAGUCAUGCAAAUGCUGCAAAGCACACUCAGGACAGCGCAAGGGUCAACCCCCACGACAGCACCAACACACUAACCCGGAUAGCGGAAAAUGGGGUUUCAGAAAGAGACUCAGAAGCGGGGAAGCAAAACCACGUCACUGCCGACGACUUUGUGCAGACUUCUGUCAUCGGCAGCAACGGAUACAUCUUAAAUAAGCCAGCCCUGCAGGCACAGCCCUUGAGGACUACCAGCACUCUGGCCUCUUCGCUGCCUGGCCAUGCUGCAAAAACCCUUCCUGGAGGGGCUGGCAAAGGCAGGACUCCAAGCGCUUUUCCCCAGACGCCAGCCGCCCCACCAGCCACCCUUGGGGAGGGGAGUGCUGACACAGAGGACAGGAAGCUCCCGGCCCCUGGUGCCGACGUCAAGGUCCACAGGGCACGCAAGACCAUGCCGAAGUCCGUCGUGGGCCUGCAUGCAGCCAGUAAAGAUCCCAGAGAAGUUCGAGAAGCUAGAGAUCAUAAGGAACCAAAAGAGGAGAUCAACAAAAACAUUUCUGACUUUGGACGACAGCAGCUUUUACCCCCCUUCCCAUCCCUUCAUCAGUCGCUACCUCAGAACCAAUGCUACAUGGCCACCACAAAAUCACAGACAGCUUGCUUGCCUUUUGUUUUAGCAGCUGCAGUAUCUCGGAAGAAAAAACGAAGAAUGGGAACCUAUAGCCUGGUUCCUAAGAAAAAGACCAAAGUAUUAAAACAGAGGACGGUCAUUGAGAUGUUUAAGAGCAUAACUCAUUCCACUGUGGGUUCCAAGGGGGAGAAGGACCUGGGCGCCAGCAGCCUGCACGUGAAUGGGGAGAGCCUGGAGCUGGACUCAGAUGAGGACGACUCAGAGGAGCUCGAGGAGGACGACGGCCAUGGCGCAGAGCAGGCGGCUGCGUUCCCCACAGAGGACAGCAGGACUUCCAAGGAGAGCAUGUCGGAGGCUGAUCGUGCCCAGAAGAUGGACGGGGAGUCCGAGGAGGAGCAGGAGUCCGUGGACACCGGGGAGGAGGAGGAAGGCGGUGACGAGUCUGACCUGAGUUCGGAAUCCAGCAUCAAGAAGAAAUUUCUCAAGAGGAAAGGAAAGACUGACAGUCCCUGGAUCAAGCCAGCCAGGAAAAGGAGGCGGAGAAGUAGAAAGAAGCCCAGCGGUGCACUCGGUUCUGAGUCACAUAAGUCAUCUUCAGGAAGCGCUGAGCAGACAGCACCAGGAGACAGCACAGGGUACAUGGAAGUUUCUCUGGACUCCCUGGAUCUCCGAGUCAAAGGAAUUCUGUCUUCACAAGCAGAAGGGUUGGCCAACGGUCCAGAUGUGCUGGAAACAGACGGCCUCCAGGAAGUGCCUCUCUGCAGCUGCCGGAUGGAAACACCGAAGAGCCGAGAGAUCACCACUCUGGCCAACAACCAGUGCAUGGCUACAGAGAGCGCGGACCAUGAAUUGGGCCGGUGCACAAACAGCGUGGUCAAGUAUGAGCUGAUGCGCCCCUCCAACAAGGCCCCGCUCCUCGUGCUGUGUGAAGACCACCGGGGCCGCAUGGUGAAGCACCAGUGCUGUCCUGGCUGUGGCUACUUCUGCACAGCGGGUAAUUUUAUGGAGUGUCAGCCCGAGAGCAGCAUCUCUCACCGUUUCCACAAAGACUGUGCCUCUCGAGUCAAUAAUGCCAGCUAUUGUCCCCACUGUGGGGAGGAGAGCUCCAAGGCCAAAGAGGUGACGAUAGCUAAAGCAGACACCACCUCGACCGUGACACCAGUCCCCGGGCAGGAGAAGGGCUCAGCCCUGGAGGGCAGGGCUGACACCACAACGGGCAGUGCUGCCGGGCCACCCCUCUCGGAGGACGACAAGCUGCAGGGUACAGCCUCCCACAUGCCCGAGGGCUUCGAUCCAACGGGACCUGCUGGGCUUGGGAGGCCAACCCCCGGCCUUUCCCAGGGACCAGGGAAGGAAACCUUGGAGAGCGCUCUCAUCGCCCUCGACUCGGAAAAACCCAAGAAGCUUCGCUUCCACCCAAAGCAGCUGUACUUCUCCGCCAGGCAAGGGGAGCUUCAGAAGGUGCUCCUCAUGCUGGUGGACGGAAUUGACCCCAACUUCAAAAUGGAGCACCAGAAUAAGCGCUCUCCACUGCACGCCGCGGCAGAGGCUGGACACGUGGACAUCUGCCACAUGCUGGUUCAGGCGGGCGCCAAUAUUGACACCUGCUCAGAAGACCAGAGGACCCCAUUGAUGGAAGCAGCCGAAAACAACCAUCUGGAAGCAGUGAAGUACCUCAUCAAGGCCGGGGCCCUGGUGGAUCCCAAGGACGCAGAGGGCUCUACGUGUUUGCACCUGGCUGCCAAGAAAGGCCACUACGAAGUGGUCCAGUACCUGCUUUCAAAUGGACAGAUGGAUGUCAACUGUCAGGACGACGGAGGCUGGACGCCCAUGAUCUGGGCCACGGAGUACAAGCACGUGGACCUUGUGAAGCUGCUGCUGUCCAAGGGCUCUGACAUCAAUAUCCGGGACAACGAUGACGGCACCAUGGAGAGAGGAGCCCUGAGCCGGCAGAAGGAAGAGAAGAGGGAAGCAGAGGCAGAGGAGCCCUGAGCUGGCGGAAGGCUAUGGCGGGUACCUUGGAGGAAGAGAGGAGGGAAGCAAAGGCAGAGGCCACUGCCAGGUGGGGCCGCCUCACCCACCGCCCCCGGAGACUGCGUGGCGGGGAAGGCAGCCCUAGUGUGGCUGGUUGGCCUGCGUGCCUGGGCAGCUUGCCGCCUGUCCAGGUGUCAGAGCUGUUAGCUCUCUGAUGCUGGUGGCUGUUCCCCCGGAAUGGAAGCAUUCAUUAAAUUUCAAGUUUGUUAUUUAUACAAUGAAACACUUCAUUAAUUUGACCACUUUAUUGCUGUAUAAUAGGUAGGCUGCAUAUAUUGAAAGUACACACUUGGGUGCAUUUUCACCGAGAAGCCAUCGUUGCUGUCGGAAGAGUGAGCCCGGUCCUCCCUCAUGCCCUGAUGAUCUUCAGGUGAUCCUCCGCACUUCACAGCCGCGCCCAGCCCACCCCUGCCACCCAUCGCUGGGCUUUCUGUUGUCUGCAUGUCUCGGUUUUAUAGAAAAGGGCUCUCACCAUGAGCGGCUUUCCCUCACGUCUUUAAGCCGAGAUCCUCAUUUUCAUUGCCUGAGUGCCCAUUGUGUGAAUGUGUCCGUUUACCCUUCACCUGUUAGUGGACAUUUAGGUUGUUUCUGAUUUUUGGUGGUUACUAAGAGAGAUGCUGUGAAUACUCAUGCCUUCAUUUUUCUUGAUUAAACCCUUGGGAGUAGAAUGGUUAGAACACAUGACAGGUGUCUAGGCUUAACAUUUUCAGAGACUGCCAGUAGCUGGGCAUGGUGACACACACCUGUGGUCCCAGAUACUUGGGAGGCUAAGGUGAGAGGAUCGCUUGAGCCCAGGAGGUCAAGGCUGCAGUAAGCUGAGAUCGCACCACUGCACCCCAGUCUGUCUCAAAAGUUAAAAAAAAAAAAAUCUGCCAAACUGCUUUCCAAGUGAUUGUACCAUCUCUAGUGUAUGAGAGUGCAUUCAUCCGUUCUCACACUGCUAUCAGGGUUCUACCUAAGACUGUGUAAUUUAUAAACAAAAGAGGUUUAAUUGACUCACAGUUCAGCAUGGCUGGGGGGUCCUCAGGAAACUUAACAAUCAUGGCAGAAGGUGAAGGAGAAGCAAAGCACGUCUUACAUGGUGGCAGGAGAGAGAGAUUGAGGAGCGUUUUACCACACUUUGAAACCAGCUCUUGUGAGAACUCACUCACAUGAGAACAGCAUGGGGGACCCACCCCCAUAAUCCAAUCAGGUCCCUCCCUUGACACAUGGGGAUUACAAUUCAAGACAAGAUUUGGGUGGGGACACAGAGCCAACCCAUAUCAGACAGUCCUGGUUCCUCUGCAUCCUUCCUAACACUUAGCAUGGUCAGUCUUUAAAUUUUAUCCAUUUUAGUAGGUGUGUAGUGGUAUCUUGUUGUGGUUUUAGUUUUUAGUUCAUUUCAUUUUCAUUCCUCUAAUGACAGUUGAUGUUAAGCAUCUUUUUAUGGGCUUAUUUAUGAUCCAUAUAUCUUUUUUAAUGAAGUGUCUGUUCAAAUAUUUUUCUUGCUUAUUAUUGGGUAUUCUGGAGUUUUAAGCGUUUAUGUUCUGGAUAUAAGUCCUUUAUCAGAUAUACGGUUUACAGAUCUGUCUUUGGAAGUGCAGAAUUUUAAAAGUUUUUAUAAAGUUUGGUUUAUCAACGUUUUUAUUUUUAACUGGAUCCUGUUUUUGGCGUUCUGUUUAAGAAAUCACUGCCUAAUCUGAGAACCCAAAGAUAUUCUCCCACAUUUUCUUAUAUGAGUUUUAUGGUUUGGGGGUUUACAUUUAGGUCUGUUUUUUAUUAUAGUUGACUUUUGUAUAUGGUGUGAGGUAUGGAUUGAACUUUUUUUUUUUGCUUAUGGAUGCCUAGUUCAGUGCCAUUUGUUGAGAAAACCAUUCUUUCUACAUUGAAUUGACUCUGUACCAUUGCCAAAAGCCAGUUGUCUGCAUGUGUGAGUCAGUUACCCAUGUGUUAUUCUACAUGUGUCAGUCAUUUGCGUGUCUGUCAGUCAUCCAUGUAUGAGUCAGUCGUCCAUGUGUGAGUCAGUCAUCUGCAUGUCUGUCAGUCAUCCACAUGUGUCAGUCCACAUGUCUGUCAGUCGUCCACAUGUGAGUCAGUCUGCAUGUGUGAGUCAGUCAUCUGCAUGUGAGUCUGUCAUCCGCAUGUGUGAGUCCAUCAUCUGUAUGUGUCAUUUGUCCAUGUGUGAGUCAUCCACAUGUGAGUCAGUCAUCUGCAUGUCUGUCAGUCAUCCACGUGUGUCAGUCCACAUGUGUGUCAGUUGUCUACAUGUGAGGGUCAGUCAUCUGCAUGUAUGAGUCAGUCAUCUGCAUGUGUGUGAGUCUGUCGUCCACAUGUAUGAGUUGGUCAUCCAUGUCAGUUGUCCGCAUAUGUAUCAGUCAUCUGCAUGUGUGAGCCAGUCAUCCGCAUGUGUGAGCCAGUCGUCCACAUGUCAGAGUCAGUUGUCCACAUGUGUGUAAAGUCAGUUGUCCACGUGUGUGUCAGCUCCAGGACCCUCUCUUUUGAUGCAUUGAUCUGCAUAUCUGCCUUUAGGCAAGUACUGUCCUUGUUUGACUGAUGUAGCUUUACAGUAGGUCUUGCAAAAUCAUUUUUCUCCUCCCAAACUUGAUACUGCUAUUCUCCUAUAUUUUACAUAUAUAUAUGUUCUGAACACCAUAAUAGCCAUAUGGUUAUUCUGUUUAAACAGUCAGUCUUUUUUUUUUUUUUUAGAUGGAGUCUUGCUCCGUCGCCCAGGCUGGAAUGCAGGGACAUGAUCUUGGCUCACUGUAACCUCCGCCUCCUGGGUUCGAGCUAUUCUUAUGCCUCAGCCUCCUGAGUAGCUGGGAUUACAGGCACGAGCCACCACGCCUGGCUAAUUUUUGUAUUUUUAGUAGAGACGGGGUUUCACCAUCUUGGUCAGGCUGGUCUCGAAUUACUGACCUCGUGAUCCACUCACCUUGGCCUCCCAUAGUGCCGGGAUUACAGGUGUGAGCCACUGCGCCCGGCCUGGUUUUUUUUUUUUUUUUUUUUUUUUUUGGGAGACGGAGUCUCACCCUGUCACCCAGGCUGGAGUGCAGUGGUGCGAUAGCUCACUGCAACCUCCACCUCCCUGGUUCAAGCGAUUCUCCUGCCUCAGCCUCCCAAGUAGCUGGGAUUACAGGCACAUGGCACCACGCCUGGCUAAUUUUUGUAUUUUUAUUAGGGAUGGGGGUUUCACCAUGUUGGCUAGGCUGGUUUCAAACUCCCAACCUCAGGUGAUCUGCCUGCUUUGGCCUCCCACAGUACUGGGAUUGCAGACAUGAGCCACCACGCCCAGCUGAGUGGUCUCUUCGAAAGACUGCAGAAGAGCUCUGCAGUUGCUCCUGCUGUCCCCAUCCCUGUCCCCGCCAAGCUUCUCCACCUUAGUGGGCUCAUGCUCCUGAUGUUGCUUCCCUUCUGCUGGCCUCACUCCCUUUGCCUUUUCUGUGGUGUUGGUCUGCUUGUGAUGAGCUCUUGCAGCUUUUUUUUUUUUGAAAUGGAGUUUUGCUCUUUCGCCCAGGCUGGAGUGCAGUGGUGCGAUCUUGGCUCACUGCAAACGCCUUCUUCCGGGUUUCAGGCGAUUCUCCUGCCACAGCCUCCUGAGUACCUGGGAUUAUAGGCACUGGCCGCCACGCCCAGGAAAUUUUUGUGUUUUUAGUAGAGAUGGGUUUCACCAUUUUGGCCAGGCUGGUCUCGAAUUCCUGACCUCGUGAUCCGCCCGCCUCGGACUCCCAAAGUGCUGGGAUUACAGGCGUAAGCCACUGUGCCCGGCCCUCUUACAGCUCUUUAAUGCCUGGAAAGUCCUUAUUUUGCUUUCAUUUUUGAAAGAUGUUCUUAGAAUUCUGGAUGCGUAGUUAUUUCUUCCAGUGCUUUAAAUGGCGGUUUCCCUGGGUCCUCACCUGCAGUGUUUGCAGUGAGAAAUCCAGCACCACCGCACAGUUAUUUCUCUGUGUAUAAUGUGUCUUUUUUAUAUGGCUGCUUUUAAAAUGUUUUUUCUGUAUCUCUUGGUUUUAGCAAUUGGAUUUUCCUCUAAGCCUUAGUUUGUCUGCAAAGCAAUUUGAUUACUGAUGUGCCUUGGUGUUACUUUGUGUGUGUGCACUUAGGGUUCAUUGAGCUUCUUGGAUCUGUGGAUUUAGGGUUUUUGACAAAUUUGGAAAUUUUUCAGUCAUUAUUUCUUCAGAUAAGGUUUUCUGCCCACCACGCUUUCCAGUAUUCCAGGAAUAUUGUGUAUGUAGGAGUUCUCAGAGGCUCCACAGCUCACUGGUGCUCUUUUCAAUUUUUAAAUUAUUAUUUUUUCCCUCUGUGUUUCAGUUGAGCAGGUUUUUGUUGGUUUGUCUUCCAGUCCACUCAUCUUUUCUUCUGCACGUGAUGCUGUUGAGCUCAUCCGGUCUGUGUGCUUACAUUCUAGGCAUUGUCGUUUUCAGCUCUAAAAGUUCUGUUGGAGUCUUUCAAACAUUUCCUAACAUGUUUCUACUUAACUUUCGAACCUAUAGAAUACAGUUAUACCAAUGGCUUUAUUUAUUUAUUUAUUUAUUUAUUUAUUUAUUUAUUUUAAGACAGAGUUUCACUCUUUUGCCCAGGCUGGAGUGCAGUGGCGCAAUCUCGGCCCACUGUAACCUCCACCUCCCAGGUUCAAGCAAUUCUCCUGCCUCAGCCUCCCGAGUAGCUGGGAUUACAGGGGCGCACCACCACGCCUGGCUAAGUUUUGUAUUUUUAGUAGAGGCGGGGUUUCACCACGUUGCCCAGGCUGGUCUCGAACUCCUGACCUCAAAUGAUCCCCCCGCCAAGGCCUCCCAAAGUGCUAGGAUUACAAGUGUGAGCCACUGCACCCAGCCCACCAAUGGCUUUAAUGACCUUGUUUGCUAAUCCAGCAUCUGUGUCAAAGCUGGGCUUUUUGAUUGACUGGGUUUUUCUCCCUAUUGUGGGUCAUGUUUCCUGCUCCUUUGCACGUCUGGUAACCUGUAGCCGAUGCCAGGAUGUGGGUGGGUUUUACAAAACUUGUAUGGUGCUAAGGACUCUUCUUCCUGUGAAUGUUCUUGAACUUUGUUCUGGAACUCAGCUAAGUCACUUGAAACCAGUCAGAUCAUGUUGGAUUUUGCUUUUCAGGUUUGUUAGGUGGGUCUGGAGCCACUGAGGCAGGUCCGUCCACUGUCCUCCAGCCCACAGCCUAUGGAUGGAGAGUGUGGCCUGCCUGGCUGUGGGGAAAGGCCCCGGCUUUGAGUGCAGGUUCUCAACAGGCUCGUGGCCGCUGGUGUCCUGCCGGGUGCCCCAGAUGGAAGUACACCGAUCUCUGGAACCUCUCUUGGAGCUCUGUUUUCUGUCUGAGCAUCCGGGGGCCCUGCCUGGCUACCCCCUGCACCAUGGUUGGAGCUCUGGUGGCAGUUAGCUGGGCAGCCGCGGGCUCCCUCACAGACCCGCCUCUCAGGGGCAUGGUCCUUCCCUGCCUGGUGUCUGGUGUCUUGAUAGCCAUGGUCAUAGGUUUUGACUGUUGUGUUUUACUCUUCUGGUUCUUUUAGGUGGGAAGGUAAACCUGUUCUGGUCUGUAUCACCCCAUCGUUUCAGGAGUGCGGUUGCUCACCAGGUGUAGGCCAGGCUUGUCAUAACUCAGCCAGCUUCAGAAAGGCUGGGCGUUUGAACAGUCCCAGGGUGGAAGGAUCUUAGGUGAACUGGAAGCUCUCAAAAAUGUAAUUCUGGGGUGGGGCGUGGUGGCGGAUCACUUGAGGUCAGGAGUUUGAGACCAGCCUGGGCAACAUGGUGAAACCCCGACUCUACUAAAAAUACAAAAUGAUUAGCUGGGCCUGGUAGCAUAAGCCUGUUAUCCCAGCUACUGGGGAGGCUAAGGCACGAGAAUCGCUUGAACCUCAGAGGCAGAGGUUGCAGUGAACCGAGAUUGUGCCAGCUGCAUUCCAGCCUGGGUGAUGGAGUGAGACUCCGCCUCUAAAAAAAAAUAAAAAUGUAAUUCUGGUUAUAAAAUCAUAAAUCAUUCUGAUAAAGGAAAAAGAAAAGAGGCCCCUAAGCAAGCAACCUUUUGUUCAAGGAGCUCUCAAAUGUGUGGAGGAGGGAAGCCAGAAACAAAGAGCAGAGGGGUGGUAGAGCCCCAGAGCAGCAGAGGCUCUUCAGGAAAUCCACUGAGGCCGACACACGGAGUUCGCUUUUAGUUUUCUCUUUUAGAAGUCAAGGAAACAGUGAAGCCCAUGCCCAGGGCUGGCCGUUUGUGGAUGAAGAUAUCAGAGACCAGGCUACUCGGUUUCUGUUCUGCUUUUUUCUUCCCCUUCACUGAGCUGGAAAGGUUGACGGUGCCGCACGGUGUGGAGUUGGGAGGAGGGCUGCGUGAGAGGUCAAGGGUGUCUCAGAAGAGCCAGCGUCCUCUCUUGGGGGUGACCCUGCCGACCUGCAGAGCCAGUCCCUGGGAUGUGGCGGCGGCCCUGUGCCCUCAGAGGGAGGCGGGGCAGAGCUCAAAUGGAAGCAGAGCCUGCGGGGUGGAGACCGCACCCCUGCAGGGGUCUCUGCCUUGGGCCCCGAGCCUCCUCAGCCCCCACAGCAAAGCGGACAGUCAGGCGGGGCUUGGUUUAUGGCGUCUGGGAAGAUCGCGGACGAUUCCCGAGGGGAAGGAGGCUGCAGCCGGCGCUCCCAGACACCAGCGGAGCAGAACACAACUUCAGGAACGUGAAACGCUCAACGUGCUUUAAUCCAGCAAUCCUGUCUCUGAGGAUGCAUCCUUGAGAAAUAAUGUAGAAAAUGAAAAGCACUAAAAUAUUUGCUGGCAUUGUAUUCCAGAAAUAUACCAACAGAAAUAAACCAAGUGUUCAGUAAAGGUCCGGAAGCUGAGUGACUGUGGGUGAUCGGUCCGGAGGCGGUUCCGAUGCCGCCCCGCGUGGACCUUCGGUGAUCGGUCUGGAGGCGGUUCCGAUGCUGCCCCGCGUGGACUGUGGGUUAUCAGUCCGGAGGCGGUUCCGAUGCCGCCCCGCGUGGACCGUGGUUGAUGGGUCCGGAGGUGGUUCCGAUGCCGCCCCACGUGGACCGUUGGUGAUUGGUCCGGAGGUGGUUCCGAUGCCGCCCCGCGUGGACCGUCGGUGAUUGGUCCGGAGGGGGUUCCGAUGCCGCCCCGUGUGGACCGUGGUUGAUGGGUCCGGAGGUGGUUCCGAUGACGCCCCAUGUGGACCGUGGUUGAUGGGUCCGGAGGUGGUUCCGAUGCUGCCCCGCGUGGACCGUCGGUGAUCGGUCUGGAGGUGGUUCGGAUGCCGCCCCGUGUGGACCGUCGGUGAUUGGUCCGGAGGCGGUUCCGAUGCCGCCCCGCGUGGACCGUCGGUGAUUGGUCCGGAGGUGGUUCGGAUGCCGCCCCGUGUGGACCGUCGGUGAUUGGUCCGGAGGCGGUUCCGAUGCCGCCCCGCGUGGACCGUCGGUGAUUGGUCCGGAGGCGGUUCCGAUGCCGCCCCGCGUGGACUGUCAGUGAUUGGUCCGGAGGUGGUUCCGAUGCCGCCCCGUGUGGACCGUGGUUGAUGGGUCCGGAGGUGGUUCCGAUGCCGCCCCGCGUGGACCGUUGGUGAUCGGUCCGGAGGUGGUUCCGAUGCCGCCCCAUGUGGACCGUUGGUGAUUGGUCCGGAGGCGGUUCCGAUGCCGCCCCGUGUGGACCGUGGUUGAUGGGUCCAGAGGUGGUUCCGAUGCCGCCCCGCGUGGACCGUUGGUGAUCGGUCUGGAGGUGGUUCCGAUGCCGCCCCAUGUGGACCGUCGGUGAUUGGUCCGGAGGCGGUUCCGAUGCCGCCUCACGUGGACCGUUGGUGAUUGGUCCGGAGGCGGUUCCGAUGCCGCCUCACGUGGACCGUUGGUGAUUGGUCCGGAGGCGGUUCCGAUGCCGCCUCACGUGGACCGUCGGUGAUUGGUCCGGAGGCGGUUCCGAUGCCGCCUCACGUGGACCGUUGGUGAUUGGUCCGGAGGCGGUUCUGAUGCCGCCCUGCGUGGACCGUCGGUGAUCGGUCUGGAGGCGGUUCCGAUGCCGCCCCACGUGGACUGUCGGUGAUCGGUCUGGAGGCGGUUCCGAUGCCGCCUCACGUGAAAGGCGCUCCUCGCACGGCGCCAACUGGAGGAGGCCUCAGCACCUGGGAGCCUCUGCUGAUGACGGAGGGUCAGGGACAGACGGGUGUCAGGCGUAGGAAACAGCGCGGGCGUGUUCCUCAUUCCAUUUAUCGCUGUUUUAUCCCUGGGGCGAUAGAGUUAGGGAUACUUCAUUGUUCUGAUUUAUAUUCUUGGCUGCCUGGCAGAGUUGAACAUUUUCUUAUGUUUAUCGUUCAUCUUUUUCUUACCUACGUUUUUUAUUUUCUUCUUUGCACAUGUUUUUUCAGAAUUACAGUGUUCUAAUUUACUGCGUGAUUAUAAAUCAUCUAUAUUUUACAUGUGGUACAAGUAUUUCUCCAAAUUUUAUUUGUUUUAUUUAAAAGAGGCCUUUUUAAAAGUAAAAUUUUUUGGGUUUUUUUGA
This is a messenger RNA of Pongo pygmaeus (Bornean orangutan), 12954 nucleotides long. It is a transcript of the gene EHMT1, whose product is annotated as euchromatic histone lysine methyltransferase 1. The coding region runs from base 1566 to 4466 and encodes 966 amino acids. Gene Ontology annotation, biological process: negative regulation of transcription by RNA polymerase II; peptidyl-lysine dimethylation. Gene Ontology annotation, cellular component: chromatin; nucleus. The transcript has 19 exons. The record is from RefSeq and is a predicted model, not a curated record. Lineage: Eukaryota; Metazoa; Chordata; Mammalia; Primates; Hominidae. Gene Ontology annotation, molecular function: zinc ion binding; p53 binding; histone H3K9 methyltransferase activity.